GAGGAGGAGACAGGGCCUCUGCCGCCCAAGAGCGUGCGGCGCCGGAGCGGUGGCGCCUCCGGCGCGUCUCGUGCCUCGAGGCUGCCGAGAGGGCUCCACCGCUGUGGCGUGGCGGCCCCGGCCGCCGGCGCGCGCGGGAGCGCCCCUCAGCAAUGGCUGCCGAGGAGGCCGGGGAGGCGGCUGAGCUGCCCGCGGAGUCCGCAGGUGCGCCGGAGCUUCCAGCGGAGCCCGCCGUGGGGGAGCUCACGCCAGAGCGCUCCCGCGGAGGCUCGCGGCGGCGCGGCGCAGGCUCCGGCGUCCAGACGCCGGUCAAGACCUCCAGGGCGCGGGCGCCGCCGGGCGCGCGCGGCGAGAGGGACGGCGCAGCGGUUGUGGCCGAUGCCGCCGAGGCCAUUAAGGAAGCUUCGCCUGGUGGGAAUGCUGGCACUCAGCGCUUUGAACAACUAUGCCAGGGCUCUGCCUCAGCGGUCGGAUGUUGGUCUUGGCUGUGCGCUCAUGAUGGUUGACAUCAUCCCUCAUUUAUCGCAUCCCUGCACCAGCUCAUCCUUCUCUUCCACCCCAGG
This is a messenger RNA of Prorocentrum cordatum, 563 nucleotides long. The record is from the annotation of a GenBank genome assembly. Lineage: Eukaryota; Dinophyceae; Prorocentrales; Prorocentraceae.